This is a messenger RNA of Anguilla anguilla (European eel), 2772 nucleotides long. RefSeq names its product 15-hydroxyprostaglandin dehydrogenase (gene hpgd). NCBI's taxonomy places the organism in Eukaryota, Metazoa, Chordata, Actinopteri, Anguilliformes, Anguillidae. Gene Ontology annotation, cellular component: cytoplasm. The transcript has 7 exons. The coding region runs from base 148 to 933 and encodes 261 amino acids. The record is from RefSeq and is a predicted model, not a curated record. Gene Ontology annotation, molecular function: oxidoreductase activity, acting on the CH-OH group of donors, NAD or NADP as acceptor.
UUCACAUUUCCUCGGAAACGCGAAGUUAGAAAUCGAAAGAACACAAUAUAGGGACACAAAGUUGACUUAGGGCACUACCCGCCCCCUUUUGACAGCUGAUCAGAACGAUUAUACUUAAAGCAGAGCAUUCACUGAUGGACAACAAGCAUGGCUUUACACGGGAAAGUGGCUUUGGUAACCGGUGGAGCGCAAGGAAUCGGGCGGGCAGUGGCCGAAGCCCUACUAAGGAAUGAGUCGAAGGUUGCGCUUGUCGAUCUCAACACAGAAGUUGGAGAAGGCUGCAAGAAAGCAUUAGAUGAAGAAUUCGGAGAAGGAAACUGCAUUUUUAUACAAUGUGACGUGGCUGAUAGAGGGAAGCUGAAAGAUGCUUUCGAUGCCACUGUCGCGAAAUUUGGAAAACUGGAUAUCGUCAUUAACAAUGCUGGAAUCAACAACGAAAAGAACUGGGAAAAGACCAUUGAAGUUAACUUGACAUCCCUCAUAAAAGGCACAUACCUGGGGCUGGACCACAUGAGCAAAGAGUACGGGAAGGAUGGGGGUGUCAUCAUUAAUGUCUCGUCAAUGGCAGCUUUCCUCCAUUCCCCGCAUCAGCCAGUGUACACGGCCACCAAGCAUGGGGUGAUUGGAUUCACCAGAGCAAUGGCUGAUGCGGCUGACAUAGGUGACUACGGCGUGAGGAUCAAUGUGCUCUGCCCAGCCUUCGUGGACACGCCCCUCCUCCAGUCUAUCGAGCAAGAAGACAACAUGGGGAAAUUUGUAAAAUACAAGAAUUCCUUCAAGGAGAAGAUAGACAAGUAUGGAGUAUUACCGCCGUCGAAGAUCGCGGAAGGAAUGCUGAGGCUGAUCACCGACAGCAGUCUGAAUGGAGCCGUAAUGAAGAUCACCUGCUCCAAAGGGAUUCACUUUCACACCUACGAGCCCCUUUCCGCUUGAGCCCCGCCCGCCCGCCGCCGCCACCGCCAAAACCGCCAUCCGCCGAGGCAUCGGGGGGGGGGGGGGGGGGAUGUCAACCCCAGCGCAGCGCGACUUGCACUUAACGCUGAAAAACAAAAGCCAUUCCGUUCAUAGUCCAGUGCCUUUUUUUUUGCCAAUUUCCAAUGGACAAAUUCAUCACAAACGCAUCACAAAGGCAAAGGUUACAAACACUCUGCAGUGCUGGCUGACUGUAUUCCAGCCUGGGACUUAAUAACAUUUACACCCCUGCAUGUGUGUAAAUGACUGGUACUGGAUCAUCCUCAGCUCUUGCAUCUCUUUAUGUCUUUUUUUCUUAAAUGUGAAAAAGAAUACAGUGCCCACCAGGAGUAUUGGCAACCCUGGAAAAUAUGAGCAAAAAAGCUAUAAAAAUGGUCUUGUCAUUCAUCGGCAUGAUCUUACACUCAAAAUAUGAGAACAAUUUAUAAUCUUUAAGUAAAAUUAUUAAAAGAAAAAAAAAUUCUUCAUGAGAAAAUAAAAUAUUUUAAUGUAACUGGAGAAUAUCCCCAUUCAUAUUUCACUUCUUAAAGCUUGUCUGAAUCUGUGGGAACUAUUAUAUGGUCUUUCUCAAGUUCCUGUUUCACUGGACUAUGUGGUGAUACUAUGUGGUCAAAACCCCUUAAUCAUCCGUGGGGAUGAUCUGAGAACAUGCAAAUUAGACAAAAAAAUGUCGUUGAACUUCAUACAGUAAACCAAGCAAUGGCGAUACAGAAAUAGCGUUAUGUCUGAAACUACCUAUUUCCACAAUUAGGGCAAUUUGAACUGUGAUGAAUCCACAUGGAAGAGGUUAAAAGUGUAUUUUGCUCUCGUGGACAGUGUAGAGGAUGGUUCAAGAGGCAAACAUUUUCUCCAAGGAUCACAGUGUUGGAGAAUGGCAUAAAAUGGUUGCAUCCUGGGGCCACCGAGUCUCAUAAAGCACAAUUAGAUGAUACCUCUGUGCCAACAAGACAUUUAAAAUGCUUGCAAGAAGAAAGCCUCUGCUGUAGCCAAACCACAAAUGCAUGUGUCUGGAGGAUGCUAUAAGUUCAUGGAAUUUAGAUAAGAACAGGGUGCUAUGGUCAGAUGAGAUGAAAAUUUAGAUUUUUGGUGAUAAUACCAAAGGUGGGUUUGGGCGUAAUAAGAUGCUUAUCUUAUUAUGCAGAAAAUAGCCUUAUCUCCACUAUGAAGUAUGGUGGUGGAUGUGUGAUGUGGGGGGGGGGCAGGGUGAUUUGGAGAGAUUCCGCAUGGAGGAAUGGUUUCCAGUACCUUGCUCUACCUUGCGUUCUCUAGCCUCAUCAAACAUUACAGGAGAAGACAGAGUGCCGUUGUGCACUAUUACUGAAUAGAGGGAUGGAAAUAAUUUUGACACACAUCUUCUUCAAAUUAAAUAUUUAGCAUUAAAAAUGUUUUUCCUCUGAUCAAUGGUAUCAUAAUUAAACUUAUUUUUUUACAUUUUAUCAGCAUAGAAGACAUUUGAUAAAUAAAAAAUGGAAUUGAAUACUGCACUUUGUGUUCAUAUUAAUUGAGGUUGCCAAUGAUUUUGGUGGGCACUAUAUUGUAACUGAAUACAUUUGUGAUUACGUUUGAUUUAUUGUUUUUCUUAAUAUUUAUUAGUCUCCAUAAGUAUCCAGAUAACCUGUAUGACAUGCCGUAUGACAGAGACACACCUUAUUGUCUCAAAAGUCAAUGGGAUGCAAAAAUAAAAUCAGACCAUUGAACUUUUAUUCGACAAAUAGUUCAUGUUGCCUCUUAUGAUUCAACAUUUUUUUGGUGUUUUUUUAUGUUGUAUGUUUCGGUCUUAAAUAAACAUUUAAAUCAUUA